UAUUUUAGUUUUUUCGAGCAUAGACUAUAGAAGAAGAAAAAUCGACGUUAAAAGUUGAAACCCUUGAAUCUUCGGUUCCAAGACUGCCAUACCCAUAUACGCAUAUCGACUCUCCCCACUCUUCUGUAUUAUCCAAUCUCUGCUGCGUACGAAACUGUUUCGAAUCGCCUUUAAUCUGCACCUCUCCGGCUACUCCCUUCACUCCAAACCCUAAUUUCAAAUCCAGGGUCUUCCGGGGAAGGAGAACACGCGUGCAAGGGAAGACCAUGGCUGUAACAGCCCCAGGGCAGCUCAACGUUAACGAGUCCCCAUCGUGGGGAUCUAGAAGUGUCGACUGCUUUGAAAAAUUGGAGCAGAUUGGCGAAGGCACUUAUGGGCAAGUUUAUAUGGCCAGAGAGUUAAAAACAGGUGAAAUUGUUGCACUGAAGAAAAUACGAAUGGAUAAUGAGAGAGAGGGGUUUCCUAUUACUGCCAUACGAGAAAUCAAAAUUCUAAAGAAGCUCCAUCAUGAAAAUGUAAUCAAGUUGAAAGAGAUUGUGACAUCUCCAGGUCCCGAGAAGGAUGAACAAGGGAAGCCAGAUGGUAACAAGUACAAAGGUGGCAUCUACAUGGUUUUUGAGUACAUGGACCACGAUUUGACGGGUCUUGCUGAUCGUCCAGGGAUGAGAUUUUCAGUUCCCCAAAUUAAGUGCUACAUGAAGCAGCUUCUCACAGGGCUUCAUUAUUGUCAUGUAAAUCAAGUACUGCAUAGAGAUAUAAAAGGCUCAAAUCUGCUUAUUGACAAUGAAGGAAAUCUGAAGCUUGCAGAUUUUGGGCUUGCACGAUCAUUUUCUAAUGAUCAUAAUGCAAAUCUAACCAAUCGUGUAAUUACCUUAUGGUACAGACCUCCUGAAUUGCUGCUUGGGUCAACAAAAUAUGGUCCAGCAGUCGACAUGUGGUCCGUUGGUUGUAUAUUUGCAGAGCUUCUACAUGGGAAGCCAAUAUUCCCCGGCAAGGAUGAGCCGGAGCAGUUAAAUAAGAUCUUUGAGCUAUGCGGUGCUCCGGAUGAAGUUAAUUGGCCUGGGGUUUCUAAAAUCCCUUGGUACAACAAUUUCAAGCCCACAAGGCCGAUGAAGAGACGUAUAAGAGAAGUUUUCAGGCAUUUUGAUCGUCAUGCUUUAGAACUGUUGGAGAAGAUGCUAACGCUCGAUCCUUCUCAGAGGAUAUCUGCCAAGGAUGCGCUAGAUGCGGAGUAUUUUUGGACGGAUCCAUUACCUUGUGAUCCUAAAAGUUUACCCAAGUAUGAAUCAUCACAUGAGUUCCAGACAAAGAAGAAGCGCCAACAGCAACGGCAACAUGAAGAAACUGCAAAGCGACAGAAGUUGCAACACCCACAGCAUGCACGCCUUCCACCAAUUCAGCAGUCGGGGCAAGCACACGGGCAGAUGCGACCGGUACCUAACCAGCCUAUUCAUGGAUCUCAACCGCCAGUUGCUGCGGGGCCUAGCCAUCAUUUUGGGAAGCCUCAUGCCGGUAGUUCUGGUACUGGCCGUGGCUCCAAUGUGAUGGGUGGAAACCGAAACCAGCAAUACGGGUGGCAACAGUAACGACAUGAUAGUAGUAAUCUGCAUUCGACUCUUGAGAAGUACGCAGUUGAUCAAACAUGCACUGGUUCUUUUUGGCUUGUACCCACGUACUAUAAUUUUCCUGCCAGAAAUGAUUGGUCAGUUUCAAUUUGCAUACAAUUGGUUAGAGAAAAGCCUCGAAGGUGCUUUUAAGCUCGAGCUGCUGGUGAAAAAAAUUUCUUGUAUGCGCGCAUGGAUUGGCAUUUUCUUGUAAUCUAUCUUUCCUUGCGAUGUUCUAUGAACAGUUUGAGUCCUGUGCUGCCUAGCAAUUGUGAUCAGGUAGUAAUAGCAAAUUGUCUGCAAAAAUAUUCUUUGUUCCUGGAAAGAUUGAACCCUCCGGGAAAUGAGAAACCAGUUAGUAUGGAGAAAGGCGAAAAAUGUGCAAUACCUAUUAGCAACCGUUCUCCUUUUUUAUUUAUAGUUUCAGUAGUUGUCAUGUUUAUUAAACACUCAGAAUGUAAGUGAAUACUGCUAUAUACGCAUGAAAUAUGAAUCUUGGUUCAUGCAA
Momordica charantia (bitter melon) is the source of this 2112-nucleotide messenger RNA. It is a transcript of the gene CDKC;1, whose product is annotated as cyclin-dependent kinase C;1. Gene Ontology annotation, biological process: protein phosphorylation; positive regulation of transcription elongation by RNA polymerase II. Gene Ontology annotation, cellular component: cyclin-dependent protein kinase holoenzyme complex; nucleus. NCBI's taxonomy places the organism in Eukaryota, Viridiplantae, Streptophyta, Magnoliopsida, Cucurbitales, Cucurbitaceae. Gene Ontology annotation, molecular function: ATP binding; RNA polymerase II CTD heptapeptide repeat kinase activity. The record is from RefSeq and is a predicted model, not a curated record.